Molecule: messenger RNA, 4795 nt
Organism: Amoebophrya sp. A120
Lineage: Eukaryota; Dinophyceae; Syndiniales; Amoebophryaceae
Source: the annotation of a GenBank genome assembly
CGAAUUCACUACCUUUGCUCUGGGAAGUUUGGUUUUACGCUCGAACCAGAUAAGUAUAAGAUGUACUUGACCCGCUUUCACUGAGUGCUCUAACAUCAAGUAGUCGGUCCACAAGUAACCGUGAUUUUUGCAGAACGUAGUUUUGAUUUAAUUAAUAGUUACGGCAAUUUUUUACCGCAGUGUCGCACAGCUCUUUGCAAUUUCAUUCGGAAUCGUCAUCAUGAAGGAGUUCGUGAUCGGUGGCCCGUCUUCGGGCGCAUCCUCGUCCUCGGCCUCGUCCUCCUCUCCGUUGAAGCUUUCAAUUGCGGAUGAACUCUUCGAUUUUUUGUCAAAAGAAGCGCUGCCGAACCUGCUAUCAAAUGUAAAAAUGUCUGGGUCUGGAAGAGUGCAUGUUUGUCAUGCUUGUCUGGCGUGACUCUUGAAUCUGUCAUGCAAGUUACCCAAGAGCUCCAUCUUUCUGUGAUGCAGAAACGCAGUUUGUCAUGCAGAAAAGGCAACACCUAGAAGCUCAGAAACUUGUGAUGCUGAGCCAGCAUUUCUGGCCUCAUCAUGAGACGCCACCCAGCAUCACAAGUUUCCAGACCCAGACAUUUUUACAUUUGAUACCUGCCGCUGAACAACAAUUUAACGGUGAACCCGAAUUUCUUCGACCAGCUGGGCCUGUUCCUGUAUGAGUUCACGGAUCGACAAAAGGCGCUCCUGAAGAAGCGCGACGAGAUCCAGCGGUUGAUCGACGAGAAGGGGCCCACGGCGGCGUCCGAUUUGGAAUUUUUGAAGGAAAUCGGGUACCUGGUGGAGGUCUUCGAGGGCAAUUUGUCGAGCAAAAUCGAUUUUCAGGUCCAAGUGGAGGACGUGGAUGCGGAGCUGGCUCUGCUGAACGCGCCCCAGCUGGUCGUGCCAGUGGACAAUGCGCGGUUUGCGGUGAACGCCGCGAACAGUCGGUGGGGCUCGCUGUUUGACGCCCUCUACGAGGCGGACGUUUUGCCCCAAAAUGCUGCAUCGUCCGCGGUUAUUAAGGGCUACGACCCGAACCGUGGGCUGCAGGUGUUCGCGAAAACUUUCGAGUACCUGGACCUGAUUCUGCCUCUCGGGUCCGAGCAGGAGGAGGCCGGCAGCUGGCGAGACGUUGCGCAGGUGAAAUUGACGGAAAAAAGCUCCUCGCGCGUCUCGGAGGCGAAGCACGGCGACUCCUCGGGUAUUAAGGGCGGGACGACAUCCUGCCGCUUCAAGGCACAGCUUGCGAACGGCGUGGAACUUUCUUUGCGGGACCCCGCGAGCUUUGUCGGGUACAACUUACUCGACCCCCCGGGAACCAACAAAAAUCGCUGCGAAUACUUCUUCCGGCACAACAAUUUGCACCUGCUGCUCAAAACGGAUAGUAGCUCGCCCGCUGGCAAGCAGUCCAAGUGGAACUUAUCCGAUGUCGUGCUGGAAGCUUGCCCAACGGUCAUAAUGGACAACGAAGACGCCACCGCCAGCGUCGACGCGGCGGACAAAACGAAGGGGUAUCGCAAUUGGCUCAAACUCAUGAAGCGGGAGCUGACGGUGAAGUUUUUUUUUGAUGGUUUUUUAGUAGACCGCAUAAUUUUGUUUCUGACCUUAUUUCUAGUCGACUCUUUUCUUUUGGUUCAGUCGUGGUCUCCUUUCAACUACAUCUAGUUUGAGAACAACUCUAUGCAUGUUGAAUCCGAGCAUCGCAGUCGUGGACGCUGUAUUUUGUCUUCCUUCUGUUUGGCGAAUCGUCAUUUCGUGUAGUACACAUUCUGAUAUUCAUAACCUAUCAGUCCCACAACGCGAGUGGGAAGCUGCGGAAGAUGAAUGACGACCUGGAGUUCACGUCCGCAAAGGACAACACCACGAAAUGCCAUCUGCCGGGCACGUGCGUUCUGCUGAAUCGAAACGUCGGACUGCACAUCUUCACCGACGCAGUGCUCUUGAACGGGCAGCCAGUGCCGGAGGGAUUGCUGGAUCUGUUUCUCAUCGCUACUUUGUCGAUGCACGACGUGUUCAAGCUGCGGAAGAACAGCAGGACGAAGAAUCCCUCCGUCUACAUCGUACGGCCGAAGCUGCACGGCCCCGAGGAGGUCAGUUUCGUCAACGAGGCCAUGAACCGCUGCGAAGAUCUGUUGGGGUACAAGCGGCAUUCCAUAAAAAUUGGCGUUAUGGACGAAGAAAGGAGAACCAGCGCGAAUCUCGUGGAGUGCAUUCGCGCGGUCAAGAACCGGAUCUUCUUCAUCAACACAGGUACUGACUGGAAAAUUAGAAAAUGUCCGGACAGGAUAGAUGUCGUUUUUUUUUGUUUACUUGCAAAUGCUGGUGCUGUAGUAGCGAUGAUGAAAAAUGCCAAGCCUUUCAGGAGAUCCGAUUGGAAAUUUGUUGAUCAUCAACUGCGUCACUGCAACUUCAGGAAAAAGGAUCUCGCAAAAUUUCCAUUUCGUUCGUAGCGGGUUUCAAUUUUGAAUGAUGAUCGUACCAAGUGUCGCGCCAUCCAUUUUCGUAGAGCAUCUGCGUCCACGAGGACGGUGCGGUGACAUCAACCAUUUGACACACUGACAAGUUUCAUUACCCGUUUGAUAAAACGUAUUGCAUUUGCAGCACACAGAAAACAAAAGUCGCGUCGUUCAUAUCGCACAUGAUGACACUUUUUGAGAACAGCAAACACCGUUUCUCAAACAUUCGCAGUAAGUGUCCGACUAAGUGGCUGCAAGAAAAAUUUUGCGGUUGCAUAUGCUGGACAAACUUCCUUAGAUGUCUGAAUCGAAAUUGAAACAAACCAAAGAUGGCGCAAAAAAUGUUUUCCGAAAAAUUGAUUUUCGGAUGCCAUGCUGGUCAGUAUUUUUCCUCUAGUCCAGCGAUAUCGAACUUCUGAGCUCCGAAGUGAAUUUUUUUGCUUCCAUGGCGUCUCAGUUUCGGUAGCAUCCAAAAUGAGAACCAAAUGGUCGAUGACUGAUGAUUUUCAUCUGCCUCCCACUUGGUUCUGCUCCAUAUUCCUUGUCGCGGUAGGUGCGCUGAGCUUAGCGUUUUGCGCUUCUCGUUGCAGGGUCGCACUGCGGCCAAACUGCCGGGUCAAACCAUGGAGCAGACAAAUCGAUUUUGAAAUUUCUUCAUCAUGUCUACGUUUCUCCAAGGAUCAAAAAACUAAUCUUAUUUUACGGAGAUCAAAAUUAUUCGUCUGACUCUGACCUUGCUCCCUGCAAAUAUUGGUCGUGAUGCCGGUAAAACAUACUCUCUAAAAAAGGUUUCUUGGAUCGUGUGGGUGACGAGAUCCACACAAUGUUCAAGAGCAAGAAGUGUUUGCGGAAAGCGGACAUCAAAAAGUCGACUUUUCUGAAUGCGUAUGAGCAGCGAAACGUGCGGAUUGGUGUGUCCUGCGGACUGCACAAGUACGGGCAGAUCGGAAAGGGGAUGUGGGCAGAGCCAGAUAAUAUGAAGGCAAUGCUGGAGCAAAAAAUUGGCCACUGCAAGGCAGGAGCUAGCACCGCCUGGGUCCCAAAGCCGAUCGGUGCAACUCUGCAUGUGCUGCAUUAUCACAUGGUACUAUUUUUUUAGCAUAUAUUCAUUUUCAUUUUUAAGAUCGCGCUCGCACUAAGUAGAAAAUCCCUCUUGAAGACUCAACAGCAGCAGCGUGAAAUAUGGUACAAUACGAAGCGGUAGGGGCAAAAGCCUUUUCAGUGUCGUGAUGUUCCUUGAGGACUUCUAAACUCCAAAAGGUCGACGUGGGUGCGAUUCAAAAAGAGUUCGAGCAGUCCCCUGUCGCCCCAGAUUUUCUGCUGGCGGAGCUCCUCACUCAGCCUGCCUUGCCGGACGGCAGGAUUGAGUUGUCCAGGGAGGAAAUUGACGCGGAGCUUCACAAUAAUCUGAUGGGGCUAUUGGGCUACAUCUCCCGGUGGGUGCAGCUCGGGUUGGGUGCCUCGAAGGUGCAGGAUAUCAACGGAACGCCACUGAUGGAGGAUCUGGCGACCUUGCGCAUUUCGUCGCAGGCCAUUAGCAACUGGCUACACCAUCAAAUACUCGACUGGACGCAAGUGGAGCAGGCGAUGGACACAAUUGCAAAGAAAGUGGACGCGAACAACAAGAACGAAAAGCUCUACCAGAAGAUGGAAAAAGGGGAAACCUCCUACCAGUGCGCGCUGGAGGUGCUGAAAAAUGGGCCGGACGUGUCGAGCGGUUACGUGUGCAACACGCUGGCAAAGUACCGAAAACUGCGCAAAGAACAAGAUCAGCAAAGUGUCGCGGUUCAGGCAAAGCUGUAGCGCCUUAUCUCGGAACUACUCGAUAGUUUCGUGCCGGCCGCGCGGGCUGAAUGUGAAUAGCAGCAGUUGUUUAUGCCCUGAUUUUCCUGGUCCCGUAGUACGACAAAGGGUGGGAAUGUGUGGUGCAAGUGUGAAGCAAAAGUGAAUUGCUAGUCGUCAAGCAAGCAUCAUCUUGAUUCGACACCGCAACGGAAUUUGGCAUGAUUUUUUUCGCGGGACUCGUGUACCUUGAUGAAGACAAGCUUGUGUGUGAAGUCGCAUACUGAUCGAAAGAAAAAUCCCCUGACGCAGAAUAUCCGUGAGAGUUCCGCGCGAGCUCGCGCACGGUACUGUUUACUCGCCGAUCAAUUUUCCGCAUGAAUUUGCUAGUAUCACUUUUACACAUGGAAAUCCUGUUUGUCACGCUCGAUGCUGUGCGUGAUUCUGUUUUUCCCAUAGGAGACAGUUUCGAAUUAUACACAAUUUUGCAACAGGUUGCCAAGCAUAAAACUCAGAAUCAACAAAUCAAAAAGAGCAACACCGUGACGACUGUUUGCCGGUCC